Messenger RNA from Neocloeon triangulifer, 925 nucleotides. Its product is annotated as INO80 complex subunit E. Gene Ontology annotation, biological process: chromatin remodeling. The record is from RefSeq and is a predicted model, not a curated record. The transcript has 6 exons. The coding region runs from base 168 to 818 and encodes 216 amino acids. NCBI's taxonomy places the organism in Eukaryota, Metazoa, Arthropoda, Insecta, Ephemeroptera, Baetidae. Gene Ontology annotation, cellular component: Ino80 complex; nucleus.
GUGCCAUCUAAGUGCCGGUUUUGGAAACUUCAGAAGGAAACAAAACGGGGGCGUGGCGUUUUGGCUUGAUUUGUUUUGGUUUGGAGAGAAAAACAUUUUAUUUCCUGGAAAAAAUAAGCAGCUGCUCAAAUUACACAUUAUAGGGAUUUGAGGGCUUGUAAAUCGAAAUGGUCUCGAAUCUGAGCCUUCGAGAGACGGACGGGGAGGACUACAGGUCCAAGUACAGAAGACUGAAGCAUCGACUGAAAUACCUGAUUUACGAGAAUGAAAAUUUCCAGGUCAUUCUGAAGCAAGCGCAACAAAAGUAUUUGAGCGCAAAACGAGACCGGUCAUUUUUACUGGACAGACUUAUCCAAUAUGAACAGCCGAACUCGCAUUCCAGUGACUCGAAUCCCUCAGAUUCCUCCGAGGAAGAGGAAAAAGUAAAACAGGAGCCUAUGAAGAGUAGAAAAAGAAGCGAAGGCAGCAGUGGAUCUCAACCGGCGGCCAAGAAGCGCAAAAGGUUGCCAGCCAGUACGGCUGCAAAACAACCUGUCACAAAGAAGCUGAACCCUGCAAAUUCAUCCACAAUGUCACCAAUGUUGUCUGAAGGUCAGUUGACCCCAGAAGAGGUGGAGAGGCAUUUGCAAUCAAGGCAGAGCUUCAUGGAGUUGCUGCCGUGCCGCGCACCCCCAACAGUGCCCUCUGAGCUCUUCAGCAAUGACCCUUCCUUAGAUAGUUUCUGCUUCAGCGAGUCUAAUGAAAUGGAACUUGUUGAGACUUCUCCAGACAUGGGAGACGAAAGUUAUGGUGUGGAUAUUCCUGACGUCGCUGAUUAAUUGUUCUCUUCUUGUAAAAUAAUUAUAACUAACUUUCCACUACUUAGACUAUUGAUUAGAUUCUGUUGAAAACAGGUUAAAAUUAGAAUAAAUUUAAUAAAAAUGUC